Ruditapes philippinarum (Manila clam) is the source of this 2618-nucleotide messenger RNA. Its product is annotated as chondroitin sulfate N-acetylgalactosaminyltransferase 2-like. Gene Ontology annotation, molecular function: glucuronosyl-N-acetylgalactosaminyl-proteoglycan 4-beta-N-acetylgalactosaminyltransferase activity. The record is from RefSeq and is a predicted model, not a curated record. The transcript is spliced from 3 exons. Gene Ontology annotation, cellular component: Golgi cisterna membrane. Lineage: Eukaryota; Metazoa; Mollusca; Bivalvia; Venerida; Veneridae. Bases 352 to 2013 code for a protein of 553 amino acids.
UAAACCUCUUAAAGGGCUUAAGCUAAUUAAAUAUGAAUUACUUUCAGUUUGUAGUGCUGGGACUAAAUAUACAAUAUAUGUACAAAAGUUUUUGUUAUAAUAUAUAGAAAACAGGGAUGCUUUGUUGUUUUUAAAUGGUUUUUGUAUGGCAGUGUUGAUUAACUGUAAAAUUGGAAUAUGAGAAAGAGAUUAUCAUAUGUAAAUUAGUUAAGAAGACAAAAUUGAAAACAGAUUUAAACGAUAAAGUGUUCCAGUAAAAUUCGGUGGCAAGGGAAGAGAUGAGUAUUGUUGGAGGAUUGUAGGAUGAGAGAGCAGACGGUCUGUUGGUGAGAAUGAUCGAAGUGUUACAAGAUGUACAGGGUUGGUCAGCAGAUGCCACGUGUCCUUAUCCUUCUAUUCAGCUUGUCCAUGAUGUCGAUGUUGUAUGUGGCCAAGUUCGGAAUUUACAUGGACGGACAGUUUCGGCACGAAAGAAGUAUUGAAUUCUCUAGCAAGCAGCCGAGCGACAUUGAUCUUCAUAGCAAGUAUAAAUCGGAGGUGCAGAAUCUACAAGAAAAGAUUCGUAUGCUUGAACAUAUAUUAGAGACGACCGAUAGGAAAGCUCAAAAUCUCUCAAAUCAAAUUUCACACCAGUCGUUAAUGAUACGAUCUUUACAGGAGUUUAAGAAUAGCUCAGACUUGCAAAAACCUACCUCUGACAGUGUCGAUACAAAUUAUUCAAAUUAUGUUCAGAGUAAAGUAAAAAAGGCGGAAAUAUUGCAUGGGGUGGCUUUAAAAUCUGAAUACGAAAUUAUUCCAUUCACAAAAUUCACGCUUAAUAAAAUCUUUUUAGUAGAGCCUGGAUUAGGAAAACGGGUUGUAGAAAAACCGAUUGGCUACAAAAGGAAAGAUAUAAAUGAUGUAGUGACAUAUGCAGUGAAUGAAAUGAAUAAAAAUAGAACAAAAAAUGAAAGGAAAUUUAAUAUCGAGGAUUUUAUUGAAGGUAUGUACCGAACCGAGCCCAUGACUGGGACGCAGUAUGAGUUAUUUUUUCGUGAAAUAGAUCAACCUCAAAAACAUGCGUAUAGAAAAAUGACAUUGAUGAGACCUUUUGGUCUACUUCACAAUGUAGAGUCUGGUCAGAAAAAUACAUCUCAAGUAUGGAUCAAUCUUAUUUUACCUCUCUCAGGAAGAAUCGAAGCCUUUCGCCAGUUCAUGACUCGCUUCGUGAAAGUGGUUAUAAAUCAGGACAGGCGCGUGUAUUUAACUGUCGUAUAUUUCGGGCAAGAAGGUUUUAAGACGGUCAAAGAUAUCAUGACUUCAACGGCUAAAGAACAUAAAUAUAAACACAUGAAACUUGUGACUUUAAAGGAAGAAUUUUCCCGAGGGCGAGGUUUACAGGUUGGCGUAUUAAGUUGGAAAAGCGUUGAUGUUCUAUUGUUUUUAUGUGACGUCGAUAUAGUGUUUACAGUAGAUUUCUUAGAACGUUGCCGUGUCAAUACAGAGCCACGAAAACGUGUUUAUUAUCCAAUUGUGUUCAGUUUAUAUAACCCGAAUGUUGUGUAUAGUCUUCAAGACAUGACAAUACCAUCGGAGCGGGAACAGCUAGUCAUAUCAAGGAACACUGGUUUUUGGCGAGACUUCGGUUACGGCAUGACAUGCCAGUACAGAUCUGACUUCAAAGCAGUCAACGGUUUUGAUGAAUAUAUCUCAGGGUGGGGUGGGGAAGAUGUGUUUUUAUAUCAGAAAUAUGUGAGAACAGACUAUUUGGUGAUACGCGCCACGGAUCCGGGAUUAUUUCACCUGUGGCACGAGAAAACCUGUGAUCCUAAUCUAAAUUCGGAGCAGUACCGGAGCUGUAUACGAUCUAAGGCAUUAACGGAGGCAUCACAUGCUCAGUUAGGUCUGCUCGCAUUUAAAGAUGAAGUGAAUAUUCAUAAGAACCUCAGCAAAAAUCAAGUCGUACCACCUAUCGGUUCAAUGGAUGCACCGGACAGGAUGAAACAAUCUGAUCAGUAUCAAUCAGAAGAAUAAGGACCAAUCUAUUAAAAAUUUAGCUAUAAGCCCCCUGAAUUUAUGUAAUGGUCUAGUCCUGCCUUGAAUUUGGAACUGUCCAUUAGUGUUUUAAGGGAUUUCAAUAUCAAAAUAUUAGAUUGGAGCAGCCAUAAGUAUAGAGCUUUUCCGACUAUAUGGAUGUGCAUGUUGGCCUGCUGGUUCUAUACUGGUUGAUUAAAGUUAUUAUUAUUGUCUGUCAAUAGCACUUAAUAAUAGGUUUAAAACUGUAUUUCUUAUACUAUAGUAAUCAUGUAAACAAAAACAGAGAAAAGUCGAUUUUCAUGAAUUUAAGAGAAAAAUUCUUUUUGAAUGUCUGUGAAAUAAUUGUUUUAGGCGUUAUUGUGUUCAAGUAUUAAGGUUUAUAAUUACAUUUUUGAUGAAUGUGAAAUUCAUGCAUUUUACUUGCAUGAACUAAUCAUUUUUUGCGAGAACUAUAAAUAUUUUGUUCUUACAAUUUACGUACAGUACCAAGAUUACAACCUGUUCAUUGUGAAUUGAUGAGGUUUUUUGUAUAAGUUUUUAAAUAGCAUGAGAUACAAAUAGAAACAAAAACAAAUAUUAAGUCUGUUAUAGGAACAUGACAG